GUUACUAGUGAAGUUUAUUUUUGAAACCUCAAGAUCGCAAUGACAACAUGGGGCCUUUUUACCACUGGGAACUCAUUACUAAGUCUUUUAAUCUCAAAUAUAUCAGUUUUUAGACUGUUAGACUUAAGCUUUAAAGAUCCCUGGUUCUUUCUUGUUUUUUUUUUUUACAUGGUGUAAGUUCUGAACUGACGUUAACAUAAUUGACUUAAAUUCAGCUUUUCAAUAAGAGAACUAUGUGAAUAAGUGUUGUUUGAUGAAAGGCACUUAACAAGUACACGAUUUGGUGAAAAUACAGUAUGCAUUUAUGCACACUAUUAGUAUGAACAUUGGCUUGCAUAGAGUUGAAUAUACAGUAUACUGUCCAUACAUAUAGUAUUUAUACAUAGGAAAACUUUAAAAAUAAAGAUCAAACGGACUAGAAGGGCCUACAGUCAGCACCCGACUCCCACACUCAUUAAAUGCACAGUCUCAGACAUAUCUCGUCUUUUAAUAGACAUGCUUGCUCUGUAAACUGCAGCUGCUUAAGUGCCUCUACCAGUGUUUGACCCUUGGAGCCCUUUAAAGGUCCAUGAUGAUAUUUUUAAACUUAAGCUGCUAUAGAUAUAUUUUAUAUUUAUAUUUGAAUGGUUUUGCAUGACAUGUACUUUAAAGAACCCCCUUUUAAAAAUGAACUAUUUAGACGUAAGCUAAAUUACAUUGACUGGAUUUCAAAGUCAUAAAAUAAAAUGUGGGAUCCUACUCAUUUAUAAUGUCUACAUUAAAAUUCACAAUUUUAUUUUACCCAAUUAAUAAUGAAAAACUACACGUUACUUUGCUCCUCCUUAAAUUAGACCCCUGACCACCAGCCUGUGCCCCUCCUUCCUUCCUCUAUACUUCUGUCUUCAGUUAGUCCACUCCACUCCAGACUUUUUUGCUCUCCCUUGCUCUGUGCACCAUUCCAUUGCUUGCUUUAAACUAACUGCUAUUAGUCAUUGUGUAGCUGCUUCUUUUCUUUUUAUCUUUUAUCGAAUUAAUUAUUGAGGCCACGAUAAAUCUGACGCCAUGGCUGACAGGAGUCGCAUACAGCGAAAAACGGACAGACAGGCGAAAGAAGCGGGUGAAAAGACCAAGGAUGGAAAGGAAGUGAAGAAUGAAGGAGAAAAUGUUCACGAUAAUGGAGAGGGACCAUCAAGUGAGCUAUUGUCUGCCAAUGAUGUAACUGCUAAUGAUGAAAAUGGAGAUCUUGAGGUUGAGCCAAUGGAACUACCUCCAUUUGAAAUCAUUGCAGGGGAUCGGAUUGAUCCUUUUGCAUUCAAGUUCCAGUUCAAGAAUGUGGAAUACUCCUCAGGCCGCAAUAAGACCUUUUUAUGCUACCUGGUGGAUAAAGGGAAUACAGCUAAUGGGCUUCUAAGAGGCUGUCUUGAGGAUGAACAUGCUGGAUCCCAUGCUGAAGAUGCCUUCUUCACACAGUGCCUGUCUGACUACGACCCUUCACUUAAAUACACGAUCACUUGGUAUAUGUCAUCUAGUCCCUGCUCUGCUUGUGCAGCAAAAAUAGCUGAUGUUUUGAAUACCAAGAAAAACAUCAAAAUGAGCAUAUUUGCUGCUCGCCUGUUUGAGUUUGAGGAACCAGAGAUCCAAGCUGGCCUAAAGUCUCUACAUAAAGCUGGAUGUAAAUUGAGGAUGAUGAAGCCUCUGGACUUUUCCUAUACUUGGGAUACAUUUGUGGAGAAUGAGGACCAACCUCUUAAUCUGUGGGAAGACUGCAAGGACAACUAUGAGUAUUAUCAUGAAAAGCUUUCUGAUAUUCUUCAGUGAGAACACUAAGCAUGCAUUGAAAGAGAAAAUGGUACUGUUUUGUUUUCACUGCUGUAGAAUUGGCCAAAUUUGUGUCGUAAUUGGGGCGUUACAGUUCAGAUGUGUGCUACUGUACUGCUUGCUUUGCAAUCUUACGACCUCAGACAAAUCACACAACCAUUGUAACCUUAUGAAUAUUUUAAUAUUAUACAUACAUCUGUUUUUUUUUUUUAACAAUUCUAUCUCUGAACUAUCUCACCCAUACCACAUCAACUCUCCAACUCUUUUAACCGUAAUAAUGACCAUUUCCGUUAAGCUUACAAUGAGAGGAAGUCUAGCAGCUUGCAAUUACAGGUUAACAAAAGCUGUGAAUAAUACUACCCUGUUGUCUGAUGUUGAAAGGCUACCUGAUCUUGUCUUAUCACUGAUAGAACUGGUUGAUGUUCUGGCCUUUCAAGAAAAACUGUCACUUAACACCAAACGAUAUAUUUUCAAGACUCCACACUGCACCACAAAAAAAUGUUGCACAUUCAGAGGUUAAAGUAGAGACUUAUUGAUUUCACUUAAACAAGAGUUUGUUGACGGGUCUUCACGGUAUUGAUGUUAUGACUUGGAGGAACCAUACCACUAUCAAAUCACUUUCUUUCUGUGUCAGUCUCUCUGCUCUCCAAGACAGCUGCUUGAGAGUCAAGGCAUUUUUACAUUACAUUUACAUUUUCAUUGUCAUAUGAUCAUGAUUAGAGUUGGGCAUCGAGAGGAACCAGGACUAACACUCCGGUUCUCCCAAAACCGUUCGAAUUUUUUUAAUUUCGAUUCCAAGUUUUGAUGUUCUGACCGUCGACCCAAAAAAAUAGCUGCCGAACACCAUGAAGAAGAAGCCACAUGAGGUGUGUGUUUGUGCAUUGCAACUUGAUUUCAACCAUGGACACUGCGGCGAUGCUCAAAAGUUUGGCUCAACUUCACAAAAACAUUUGCAGCACAGCUAUAUCAUGUAAAGGGGGCUGCACAACCAAUAUGAAUAAACACCUCCGGCCUCAUGGGAUACAAGUGCUGAGUGCCGCGCCGGUCCUCUAACCAGUCAGAACCAGGUAAGUAAAACAAUAAAUUACAUCUGUCUUCUGCUGCCCCCGCAACCCGACCCCGGAUUAAGCGGUAGAUGAUUGAUGGAUGAAAUUGGUACGAGAGCAAGUCGUAUUAUUACAUUGGGCUAAUGUAGCUAUAUAAGCAGCUACUUACUUUACGUAGCGCGUUGCCGCCUCCGUUAAAAUAAAUUUUAAAAGCAUCUUUUGUUUUAGAAUCGGUUUUACAAAUAAGAAAAUCCUCAUUAUUUUGCCUCAUCCACAUCAAAUUAUAAUCAAUAGAAUCAUUUAUACUCAUGCUUCGUCGUAGCUCUCAGCAAAGGUACAUGAAUGUAAAGUGCGUAACGGCUCACAACUACCUUACGCCUACGUAAUAUUUGCCUCUUUCUCAUAGCAAUAGUAAGAUUAAUCUCGUAGUCCUUUGUUAACAUUUAUUAAUUGGCCUUAAUACUCUGUCAUAUCAACGUGACUCUUUUUUUUUUUUUUUUUUACGAUGUCACUACUGAUGCAUGACAUUUAUUUUUAUCUACUCUGCUGUGAGCGUCAGCCAACAACUGUUAUGCGUUCAAGCUUCAUCUACACCCAGUAAAUGUGUGUUCUCCACUGCAGGAGACAUUAUCUGUCCAGAACGUUCACGCUUACUGCCUGGGAAGGCAGAUAUGAUCAUUUUCCUCAACAAAAACUUUUGAUUUUAUACUUUGCCCGCUGCUAAUCUUGACUUGUUUUUUUUUGUUUGUUUGUUUUUGAUAUUCUGCACCAGGUUAGACCAUUAGUAGCAGCUGAAUAACGUAAAAAAAUACCUGCAAUGUAGGAUACUUUCAAAGAUAGGCAAAGGAAUAUAUGUAAAUGUUUUCUCUGUGAGCUUUUGAAAAAUAAACAUCUUUGUGAAAGUGCACUCCUGUGGAAAGAAACUUCAUCAUAUUAAAGUUCAAAGACAGAUAUUUAUAUACAAGUUAAAAAUAUCCCUGUGAGAAAUUCAUAGCAAAGUUAAUUGAAAGUUCAUAUACAGUAGUUUAAAAAAUAAUCGAGAGUGUUAGAAAUUAUUAUAAACAAUGCAAUUUUUUUUACGCUGGCUAUUAAAAGAAUCGGAAUCGAGAAUGGUUUGGAGCUGGAAUCGAAACGUGGAAUCGGAACCGGAACCGUUCGAAUUCUAACAAUGUCCAACCUAGCUAGCUUAAGAUUUAACGCUGUUUGACAUUUCCAAGCAUUUGAAACACGUGUCCAGCUGUUUGUAUAUAAGAAAAAGGUAGGAUAUCCAUGCUGAUACCAAGACAAUAUUCUUUGGUGAAUGCCAUGUUGAAAAAUGUAAUAUUGGUGAAUGAGUCCUUAUCUUCAAGACAAGAAAUUAUACAAAUAGAUGAUGCAUGCGACAGCAGUUUUUUUGUGCUGUUC
This is a messenger RNA of Corythoichthys intestinalis (scribbled pipefish), 4247 nucleotides long. RefSeq names its product apolipoprotein B mRNA editing enzyme, catalytic polypeptide-like 2a (gene apobec2a). NCBI's taxonomy places the organism in Eukaryota, Metazoa, Chordata, Actinopteri, Syngnathiformes, Syngnathidae. The transcript has 3 exons. The record is from RefSeq and is a predicted model, not a curated record. Gene Ontology annotation, biological process: cytidine to uridine editing. Gene Ontology annotation, molecular function: cytidine deaminase activity; RNA binding. Gene Ontology annotation, cellular component: nucleus; cytoplasm. The coding region runs from base 1042 to 1797 and encodes 251 amino acids.